This is a messenger RNA of Zophobas morio, 807 nucleotides long. RefSeq lists its product as uncharacterized. Lineage: Eukaryota; Metazoa; Arthropoda; Insecta; Coleoptera; Tenebrionidae. The transcript is spliced from 2 exons. Bases 82 to 654 code for a protein of 190 amino acids. The record is from RefSeq and is a predicted model, not a curated record.
CUACCCCGUCCACUACACAAUCAAAAUUUCAGUGCCCCUUUUAUUAAAAGUUGCCUCUUCGCUAGAACCCUCCACCUCAAAAUGUCCGCGACCCGUAAGCUCUCCGAGGUCGUGUUCCUAGACACUUCCCUUGACAAGCGCCAAAUGUCAACAAUUUUCAAACACACAAACAUCUCCCGCACGAAAAUUUCGGUUCCAUCCCAACUCCAACUCAAAGCAACUAAAAUGAACACCGACAGCCUGCGGCCCCUCCCCGGGACCAAACCCACCCCCGUCAUCAGCCUCAACCAUUACAUAUUUUCAGGCAUCCGCACCAAACCCUCCCGCGACGACAUUUACAAGAAAAUCCUCAUCCCCAAAGACAUGAACAAGUCGAGGUUCCACCAGAGGGGCUUGAUUUUCGUGUGGCCCCAAAAGCGCCCCUCGUUUUUCUACAACAAGGAACUGAUUUGGUUGACUUGGUUCUUGGCUCACGCGCUCUACUGGUUGCACGUCGUCGGUAUUUUACCCUCGGGGGCAGCCGUACCCUUCAAGCAGCCCCCGUGGAAGUACGAGCCGCCCCUGUACCGCCCCAAGAGUCGAGAUUUCAUCAUAGAGCCCGACUGGGAGUCGUACAAUUACGGCCCCUUGGACAAAAAGUCGCUCAAUUUUUGAAUAGGGGGCUGCGCGGUAACGACAGGAGGUGAUCGCUGACUGAAUAAAUUCUCCGGACGUUCGAGACUAGUUGUAUUUUAGUUGGUCGUGUGUAUUUUCACUGUUCGUUUCGUGUUUUCGUUGAUUUUUAUUUUAAUAAAGUGUUUUUUUGUG